Messenger RNA from Drosophila persimilis, 901 nucleotides. RefSeq names its product deoxynucleotidyltransferase terminal-interacting protein 2. Lineage: Eukaryota; Metazoa; Arthropoda; Insecta; Diptera; Drosophilidae. Gene Ontology annotation, cellular component: nucleolus. The record is from RefSeq and is a predicted model, not a curated record. Bases 34 to 891 code for a protein of 285 amino acids. Gene Ontology annotation, molecular function: RNA binding. The transcript is spliced from 2 exons. Gene Ontology annotation, biological process: RNA processing.
AUUAAGUGAAAAAAAAGGGAAACAGGAAUAUAAAUGGACUCCAUAUUUUUAGUGGACAAAACUGGCGACCAGGAGUUGCAGAGCAAGCAAGGACCAAAUGUUUUUUAUACAAAAGAUAAAGACAGGUUCUUGCUAUCAGAUGGCGAAUCUGGGAGCAGUGAUGACGAGCAGCCAAGAGGCGAAACGGAACUCUUUGGGCUUAAGUUGAGCAGCAAAGAUAUUAGCAAUGUUGUGCAUUCUUCGUUAGCUGGGAGAAAGCCAGCCCCAUCAAAAGUGGCCCUGCACCUGGAUGCGAUAACACGGAAAGUAGAAGCGGCGGUGGAUAAUUCAAGCAAACACAAAAAAUACCCGCUGAAGCGGGGGACACAGUUGGAUUGCAGCUGUGAACCGGACGUGAGCAUUCGGUUGGAAAAUGUGGAAAAGGACAUGCUAAGGUCGAGACGAGCUUUGGAUCCAGGUCUGGAGCAGCGCAAUUCUCUGCCUACUCUCGGCAAGAGAAAGCAAGCCAUAAUGAACAGAGCGGAACGUGCAAAAACUAAAGGCAGCGGAUGGUUCGAUCUGCCAGCCACAGAAGUCACCGAAGAAAUGCGAAACGAACUAAAAAUCAUUCAGAUGCGAUCGGUCCUUAAUCCCAAGCAGUUCUACAAGAAAAACGACUUGAAAGUUCUACCCAAAUACUUCCAGAUAGGUACCGUUCAACAUUCGGCAUUAGAUCACUACAAAGAAAAGAACACUAGGAAGGCCAAGAAGUCACUUGUCGAUCAACUUCUGGAGGACGAGGCCUUCCAGAAGUUCAACAAGCGGAAGUACAAUGAGGUAAUCCAACGCACAGACAAAUACGCACAUCGAAAGACCAUGAAAAAAAUGAAGAAACUAAAGAAAAAUAAAUAAAUCAAUUGCA